AUGGAGCUUCAAAUGAAAGGCGCUUAUAAAAUAAAAUCUACAUCAGUUGACGCCAAAAAACUUCGUCUACAUAGAAGGUCAUUAGACUGGAAGAAAAAUCGUCACGAAGAAGCAAGUAAAGGCAGAAAUCUUCAGAAUCUUUCGCCCUUGCAAGAAAUAAGCUGCAAUGACAAUGUUACUUCGUCUUACCAAGGGAAAACACCAGUAAAGUGGGAUGCAGCAGAAGUAAAUGGUAAAAAAAGGAAACUGAGAACUGCAGAUGAUGUGAAGAGAGAACUUGUGAAGUGGAAGAAAGAAAAAGAAUUGAAGAAAAAACUGGAAAAAGAAAAACAAAAGCUGAAACCCUCUUUCAAAGUUUUUCAUAUGGCCCAUAAUGAUAAUGAAUUAUACAAGAAGGAUAGUAAGAAAGGGAAACAAAUUUGUCCUGUUGCAGGAUUUGUUUCAACACAGACUAAAACGAAAUCACUGAAACCGGGAAUUGUAGAAAGUCGGGUUAGCACCAAAAACACCGCUGUCAAGACAGUAAACAAAAGACCAGAGACUUCUAAAUCCAAAAGUACAGCUCCAGCUCCUGUAGUAGGUCGAGUCACCAGGUCACAAACUGCAUCUAAAGGAGCCAAAAGUUCUACCAUAUCAUCCAAUACAUCCAGGCCAUCAGCAAAAACGAGGACCUCAGAAAAACAGAAAGCUUCUGCUUCCUCCAAACAACCAAAUUCUGCCACUGAAAAGAAGACAACAGCAAAGGAGAAACCAUCCAACCUGAACUUGGAGAAAGUGUCAACUUUCAGAGGCAUCUCGUUUGCCCCAGAAGAUUUCACAUUCAGUGCUCCAUCAAACAUCUCCACCUUUGAAUUUAAACCUUUGAGUCCUGCCAGUACUGCUCGCUUCCUGUGUCCAGCCACCACAUCCUUCAUUGGCACUGAUCCUAAAAGAUGCUCUACACCAAAACCUGAUCCAUCUCAAGAGGUUGAGGACAGUGAUUGUAUGAGAGAGACAUCACAGGAUAUACUUGCUCAACCACAGGUUAACACAGAGAAACCUACCAUGCAGACUGAUGUCAGCAUUCAUCUUGGGGAAACAAGACGUGUAACACGAAGUCUACGACGGUCCAUUUUGGGAACUCAGUCUGCUACACCAACAACAGAAGUCUGUGAACAGUCAAGUGGUCAGUAUUCUGUCAAGACCUCAGAGGUAGACAUGAUCGAGGCCCCUGCCAGUGUACAAGAAAGUGACAAUGAAGGGAUCUCUACUGCCCCAAGAGAACUGACACUGUUGAAGGAAUCACUGACUCCACUAAACACACAGAAAGAAGCAAAAUCAAUACCUAAGAGAAUGACAAGAAGUCUGAGGCGCUCAUUGUGUUUAUCUCCUCCCUCUGAGACCCUAACAUCUCCCAAGAAGGUGCUAACGCCGAGAAGCACCCGUGGUAAGUCACAAAGAUCUGUGAUGGCACCUCCUGAUGAGGUCAUGGUUGCUAAACCUCUGGAUGAUGAAGUAUUCUCAAAUUCACCAACAAAGGAAGACAACACUGACACCAAUCAAACACCUGAAAGAAGAAAUAACAGACGUACCAUGAGUAACUUGGCACCUUUUGCACAACCUAAUAGCGACUGUUUGGUGCUGUCAGCAUCCCGGAGUAAGAGGAAAAGGAGGAAGACGCAACAUGAUCGUCCUGUCAACCCAAAAAGUCCAGAAGAAUGGGUCAGCUUGCUGAAAAACAGUCCUAUGGUGGAGAUGAACAGAAGGAAACCAAAGACCAAAACUAUGGAGCCUUUGCUGAUGCUAGACCUAGAUAUGGAUUUUGAUGGAGACCUUGAGACAUCUCAGAAGGCAGUCAAUGACAGUACUUCAGAAGUGACUUCAAGUUCUCUAGUUGAUGAGCACAUACCUCUCAGUUCAGGAGAAAUGUCUGAUGGCAGUGCUCCAACCACAACAGAUCAAGCAAUAUUGUCUCCUGGAAAAGAUCUGACAGAUGCUGUGCCAUCUGAACAGCUUGCCAUAUCACAACCAAAAGAGGCAAUAUCAUCGGAACCAGAGGAGCACAAUGUGAAGUAUUUCCGAAACCUGAUGUCUAAGGAAACUGAUAUUUUCAAUGGAUAUUGUUCAAAGUGGGAAGAUAUCAACAACGACAAUCCAGGUUUAAGUGAAGAAGUGGAGGGUCAAAUAAGGACCUGUAUUGGUCAGGCCCAGCUGUUGAUGUCACAGCGCUUCAAGCAGUUCACAGGUCUAGUUGACAACUGUGAAUUUAGAACUGGUGAGAAAGAGACAACCCUAACAGACCUCCAGGGUUUCUGGGACAUGAUCUACUACCAGGUGGAAGAUGUCCAUACUAAGUUUGCAGACCUGGAAAAGCUGAAGGCUAACAAUUGGGUGGAUGAUAAACCAAAAAUCAAGAAAAAAAUUAUCAAGAAAAAGGUUUCUGCAAAACCGGCUGUGAAACGCCCUCCUGUUGUAUCGAAAUUUGCUGCCUUCCGUGCCCAAAUGAAAAACAAAAAGACUGCGCCAGACAUCAUUUGCCAUGAAGAACCUGUUGUCACUUUUGAUGGGGGAUUCUUUAAAGUUGCCAGCCCUAAAAAGACUCCAAAGUUCCAUUGUGAAGCUGGUUCACCUCAAAGGAACCUUUCAACCACUUCUACAGAAAAAGAGAAAGUCUCAGAAUCUAAGAGCACACCUCUUUUGGAAGUUGCUUCUCCUGCUGUUGAAAGUUUAGGACUUACAAGCCUGCGUACACCUAGCAGAAAGUCAUAUGUGCCAGUGAACCCCAGUCCUUUGUUACGAGACAUCACUCCCAAGGUCACAAGUACAAGCAGGCCUGCCCGUCACUCAUUAUCCAAAAGACUGUGUUCAGGGAUGGAAGCUGAAGCAGAAGUUCAUAACAAGGAAAAUGAGAUGGAUGAUAAUUUUAGCAAUGACACCGCAGUAAAAAAAGUGGAAAUUCCUGUGGUGAAAAAUAUUUCAACAGCAACUGGAACCCCAAGAGCAAAGGUGACACCAAGGAGAUCUUUGCGAUCGAGAAGGUCAAUAUGUGAGGAUUCAUCACCUUCAUCUGUGGUUCAGGACACAGACAAAAGCAAUGAUUUCUUCAAAUAUCUGCAGCCAAGCAAUGUUACUGUUUCCAAGGCUCCCUGUGACUCGAGUGCCCUGGACAAUGAUGAUGAUGAGGUCUGGGACCUAUCCUCUGCUCUUUCUGCAACUGAGACCACUGAUAAAGUCAUAAAAAAUUCCCCAGUUAUACCAAAACGACGCACAUCCAGUCUUAAACAGUUGCCAUCCUCACAACGCCGUCGCUCAACUAGACGCAGUGUGCACUUCUCAGCUUCCCCGGCACAAGAAAAUGCAGAAGUGGUAGAGGACGUAAUAAGUGUGCCUGAUCGAGUCGGUGAUGAUAUGUUAAUCUUCACACCACCAGGACAGCAGUCUUUAAUGCAUCUUGGAGAUGAUAGCUACCUUAAUCAAAAUGCUGGGGCUACUCCUGCCUGUCGAAAUGCGCGACCAAGUUUGCUAUUUACGCCUCCCAAGGACAGCUCUACAGUGACUGCCAACACAACUACGCACACAGAGAUACCCACAGACAUUCUCAUUUCAUUCACACCCUGAAUGUAGUUCAUAAAGACACAAUCUGCCUUUCCUUGGCAUGUGGCAACAACGUUUUAACACAAGCAUUUAAUUCUAGUAAAUUCUUGCCUGCUUCAUAAACUGUGAUACUUAAAGGCAUGGCAACAAUUUUGUUUGAUCGUCUUACAGGAUGUUAGCAUUGACACCGUUUCUUACUGAUGGUUACACUAGCAUCAAAAAUGUUUCUUCUGUACACUAUCAUUGAAAACUUUGAUCUGUAUACUCUUCUUGUAUUAGUACUUACUAUGUCUAUCAGUAUAAUGAUCUUAAUUCUUUACAUUCUUUUCUGUCUUUCAUGCUUCAUAUUAGUUUUGAAAGGGAUCAGCUCAUACAAUAAAUUACAGUGCUGUCAAAAAAACCUCAUACUUACAUUAUAUAAACUUUGGUACACUAAUAUAGAUAAAAUUGCAUCAAUGUAAUGGCUAAUGACUGACAAAAUCCCAUAUAGGGCAUAUAGUAAUAUCAUUUUUUUUCUUCUCAUUAUUUUGCUUGUAUCUGUCUGUUAAGAGAUUGAUAUAAGUUUUAUAUUGUUUUGA
This is a messenger RNA of Ylistrum balloti, 4151 nucleotides long. RefSeq names its product disks large-associated protein 5-like. Lineage: Eukaryota; Metazoa; Mollusca; Bivalvia; Pectinida; Pectinidae. Gene Ontology annotation, molecular function: microtubule binding. Gene Ontology annotation, biological process: mitotic spindle organization; centrosome localization; kinetochore assembly. The coding region runs from base 1 to 3597 and encodes 1198 amino acids. Gene Ontology annotation, cellular component: nucleus; cytoplasm; spindle pole centrosome. The record is from RefSeq and is a predicted model, not a curated record. The transcript is spliced from 18 exons.